Messenger RNA from Pollicipes pollicipes, 852 nucleotides. RefSeq names its product galactoside alpha-(1,2)-fucosyltransferase 2-like. Gene Ontology annotation, cellular component: membrane. The coding region runs from base 1 to 852 and encodes 283 amino acids. The record is from RefSeq and is a predicted model, not a curated record. Gene Ontology annotation, biological process: carbohydrate metabolic process. The transcript is spliced from 2 exons. Gene Ontology annotation, molecular function: galactoside 2-alpha-L-fucosyltransferase activity. NCBI's taxonomy places the organism in Eukaryota, Metazoa, Arthropoda, Thecostraca, Pollicipedomorpha, Pollicipedidae.
AUGCCAGUUUUCAAGCCAGCCGGCUGCCCGCAAGGUCCACUGCUCGUCGUGAACCCCGGUGGCCGGCUGGGCAAUAAAAUUUGCCAGUACCUCACACUCUGGGUGCUGUCUGAAGCAAUCACCGGCGUCCAGGCGCGCAUCCUGUCACCGAUGUACGAAAAACUGCGACGCCACUUUGAGGAUCGGCGGCAGGUUUCUCUAUUGUCGGAUCGGUGUAGUGCUGCCAUCUCUUGGCAAAAAGUGUCAAUGGGUGAUGAAAAGACGUUUGGAGCGCGACUGGCGGCGGGCGAGUCGCUGCACGUGACGGGCGGACCGUGCCCGGUGUCGCGCUUCUACGCGCGGCGCGAAGAGGCGCUGGCGCAGCUGGUGUGGCGCGCCAACGUGUCACGUGAGGCCGAGCGGCGGCUCGCUCGCGCGCCGAACGGCACGCGCACGUACAUCGGCGUGCACGUGAGACGCACCGACUAUGCCGAGUGGCUGCGGGAUAAGAUACACGGCCACCUGGUUUCGCCCGCGUAUCUGCGGUGCGCGCUGAGGCACGCGCGGCGUACUUACCCGCGCCCCGCCUUCCUCGUGUCGAGUGACGACAUGGCCUGGUGUCGGACACACAUCGUCGGCGACGACGUGAUGUUCGUCGGCUCCGACGCGUCGGAGGCGUUCGACAUGGCCACGCUCGGCAUGUGCAACCACACGAUCGUCACCUACGGCACAUUCGGCUACAUGUCGGCCUUCCUGGCCGGCGGAGAUGUGAUCGUGCCGACAGGCUACUCUAAGGUAGAGUAUUCUCUGGUGGGGCAUCUGCGCCAGGCGCGGCUCAAUGUCACUCAGCUCAAAGACUCCGAUGAGUGCUGA